This is a messenger RNA of Chelmon rostratus (copperband butterflyfish), 719 nucleotides long. Its product is annotated as transcription factor HES-2-like. The transcript is spliced from 3 exons. Bases 78 to 719 code for a protein of 213 amino acids. Gene Ontology annotation, cellular component: nucleus. Lineage: Eukaryota; Metazoa; Chordata; Actinopteri; Chaetodontiformes; Chaetodontidae. Gene Ontology annotation, biological process: anterior/posterior pattern specification; regulation of neurogenesis; regulation of transcription by RNA polymerase II. The record is from RefSeq and is a predicted model, not a curated record. Gene Ontology annotation, molecular function: RNA polymerase II cis-regulatory region sequence-specific DNA binding; protein dimerization activity; DNA-binding transcription factor activity, RNA polymerase II-specific.
AGUGAAGGCAGAGUGGUCACAUUCAGCUUUGACUGAGAGCUCGACAGUUACCGCUGGAUUGUUCUUGGAAUACAAUCAUGAAACUGCUUCAGGAUUCAGAGGACGCAAAGGCCAAAAGAAAGAGUCUCAAACCUCAGGUGGAGAGACGUCGGAGAGAGCGAAUGAACCGCAGCCUGGAGAGCCUGAAGACUCUUUUGCUGAAGCGACAGGAAGGGACUGAGCGCAGAGUGGAGAAAGCCGAGAUACUUGAGCACACAGUCCUCUUCCUGCAGAACACAGGAGACCGGACGGGCGCUGAAGGUGUUGGUGGAGGCCAGAAAUACUCCUUCCAGGACGGGUUCUCAACCUGCCUGCAGAGAGCUGCUCAGUUCCUGGGACCUGAAGGGAAAGGCCUGUGGCUUGGAGCAUCGCUGGAGGCAUCUGUUGCUGCUGCUCGCUUCUCUCAUUCAGACUCUGCAGGCGACCAAAGGAGAACUGAAGCUCUUUCCUCGUCCAGGUCUCAGCUUCUCAAAAAGUCCUCCAGGUCCAUCCUUCAGUUGCUUAUACAGAAGUCCGGACACACACUGUGCAGGUCUGCUCUCACCGCUCAGAACCGCGGAGAGUCACAUCGCUCUUCCACAACCCCUCAGCAGCCCCACACAGUGGCGAGUCGAACGAGCAAACAGAGCCCGUCCAGGAGCCAACCGGUCAGCCAGUCACUGUGGAGGCCCUGGCCCUGA